GUCCGCUUCAACUUGGAUCCUUUCGGCGCCAAGUCUGACGAGGAGUUCCAAAGCCCUGUUACUGUUUUCUUUGGAUACGUCUUGGAGAAAAGCCAGUUGAAGCCGAGAAUCGAGAGCGCCGGAGGUCUGGACAGCAAGGUGGAAGAGGGCGGCGGCAACUAUUCGGUUGGGGAGCUGCAGCUGCUCUGCUUGGCCCGUGCUCUGCUACGACGACAGGAGACGGGUGGACUUCUGCUUCUCGACGAGGCCACAAGCGCGCUGGACCAGGAAACCGACCAGACGAUUCAGAAGGUCAUCAGGUCUGAUUUCAACUGCACCAUCAUCACUAUCGCACACCGGAUCCAAACCUUGAUGGACUACGACAAGGUGGCGGUUUUCGAAGGUGGCAAGGUUGUGGAAUUCGAUUCGCCACAGGAGCUGCUGAAGCAACCUUCAAAGUUUCAGGCGUUGGCCAAAGAGGGCGGUGUGAUUGCUUGA
Molecule: messenger RNA, 477 nt
Organism: Symbiodinium necroappetens
Lineage: Eukaryota; Dinophyceae; Suessiales; Symbiodiniaceae
Source: the annotation of a GenBank genome assembly